Parasteatoda tepidariorum (common house spider) is the source of this 1053-nucleotide messenger RNA. RefSeq lists its product as uncharacterized. NCBI's taxonomy places the organism in Eukaryota, Metazoa, Arthropoda, Arachnida, Araneae, Theridiidae. The record is from RefSeq and is a predicted model, not a curated record.
GGAGAAAAAGAGAAUUUUAACAGUGGAAUAGGGAUAAAUAUCAACGUGGUCUUCAAGGAGAGAAAACGGGGAAUCCCUUUUUUCGCUCAAGCACGAUGUAAACAAACAAGGAUGUUGUAAAUAAUUAAAUCUCCUUAUUACACUUUCAAAUAAAAUUGUGAUAUCUAUCUGUGGAACUACAUAGGGAAUGAUAUUAUGACUAACUCUUGAUGGGUGAUCGAAAUGGACUACAGGUGGCGUACAGAAGAACUCUCUACCUAUGGCAACACUUCGCAUGCUUUCACCACUAGCGUGUGGAGAAUCAUAGGAGAAGGAAGUUUCUUAUUUUAAUUAAAAGCAUCACCAUGGAUACCGAAAAAUUAAAGCAAAGUGUACUGAUGGAUUUGAGAAGCGUCAUUCUGAGCUGCAAAGGUGGUGUUCCUCUAAACCGGUUACAAAACGAUUACAAGUUUCUCACAGGGACAACAAUUCCAUUUGCAAAUUUGGGUUAUAACUCCAUGGAAACUUUUCUUCAAAGUAUUCCUCAAGUUAUUAAACUUAAAAAGACAUCUGAUGGGCAGACAUUUGUAGAAGCUGUUGCUGAUUCAUCUACGGUACAUCUGCAGAAUUUGAUAUCCAAACAAAAAAAUACAAAAACUCCAAAAUGUUCAGUAAAAAGAUAUGGUAAAAAGCCAGCUCCAAAGCAAAAAUCAUCUUUAUGUCCAAACUGUGCCUCGUCUAGGAAUGCUUUCACUAAUUCAACUGGUGCAACUUCAUCUGCUAGCUCUAGUUGGUCCCUUGCAAGUGAAGUUUCUAAUGAAAAAGAUAAAAAAGAAAUAGAAUCAUUGAAAGCUCAAUUAGCAGAACAAAAGGAUAUGAACAUUAAGCUGAAAUCUAGAGUCAAUCAACUACUCUCUGCAAGUGAACCACAUCUUGAAUAUAUUGAUGAGCAAAUAAUAAUUCAGAGAAUGAAAUAUCAAAUUGGACUAUUACAAAAACGAAUACUUCUCCGUCAUGCUGUAAAUAUAUAAUUCAAUUUUCCUUUUAUUUCUUAUGCUUUCUUUCUGAAAACAA